Penicillium macrosclerotiorum is the source of this 333-nucleotide messenger RNA. RefSeq lists its product as uncharacterized. Lineage: Eukaryota; Fungi; Ascomycota; Eurotiomycetes; Eurotiales; Aspergillaceae. The transcript has 2 exons. The record is from RefSeq and is a predicted model, not a curated record. The coding region runs from base 1 to 333 and encodes 110 amino acids.
AUGGCCAGAUCCAAGGGCAAAGGCAGCAACAUUCUCCCCCUGAUCCUGCUCCUCCUUUUUGUCGCAGUCCUCGCCGUCGUCGGAUUCGUCGUCUACAGGAUCGUCCAGGAUGUCAGCAAGAACACCCGCGAGAAGAUGGAGCGCAAGCACAUGGUCUUUACCAAGGACGGUAUGAAGGUUCAGGUUAAGGAGAUGAAGGAUGAGCAGUACAAAGACCGAACGCAGAGCGUCCUCGUCAAUAUGUGGAACCACACCUCUUUCCCCGCUUACAAGAGUCGUCUGUGGGAUAUGAGCGGCGAGGAACAGCAGGGCGUCGAGAAGCGCAAGCCGUAA